Messenger RNA from Agelaius phoeniceus (red-winged blackbird), 1242 nucleotides. It is a transcript of the gene BHLHE40, whose product is annotated as basic helix-loop-helix family member e40. Gene Ontology annotation, biological process: regulation of DNA-templated transcription. The record is from RefSeq and is a predicted model, not a curated record. Gene Ontology annotation, molecular function: DNA binding; protein dimerization activity. Lineage: Eukaryota; Metazoa; Chordata; Aves; Passeriformes; Icteridae.
AUGGAGCGCAUCCCCAGCGCGCAGCCCCCGCCCGGCUGCCUGGGCAAGCUGCCCGCCCUGGAGAGCGGAGACCUGCCCGGGCUGGACUUCGCGCACAUGUACCAGGUGUACAAGCCCCGGAGGGGCUUAAAGAGGAGCGAGGACAACAAGGAGACCUACAAGCUGCCGCACCGGCUGAUCGAGAAGAAGAGGCGCGACAGGAUCAACGAGUGCAUCGCGCAGCUGAAGGACCUGCUGCCCGAGCACCUCAAGCUGACGACUCUAGGUCACCUGGAGAAGGCUGUGGUUCUGGAGCUCACCUUGAAGCACGUGAAGGCACUGACCAAUCUCAUCGAGCAGCAGCAGCAGAAGAUCAUCGCUUUGCAGAACGGUUUGCAGGCGGGUGACCUGUCAUCGAGAAACCUCGAUUCCAGCCAGGAAAUGUUUCGAUCCGGUUUCCAGAUGUGUGCCAAGGAAAUGCUGCAAUACCUGGCAAAGCAUGAGAACGGCAAGGAGCUGAAGUCGUCGCAGCUGGUCAGCCACCUGCACCGGAUGGCCAGCGAGGUGCUGCAGGGCGGGGCGGCCCGCAAGGCCGGGGACAUCCCUCCCAAAAUGCUGGACCUGAAGGAGAAGCCGGCGCCUCUGGGCGCGGCGGGCGAGGGCCACGGGAAGAACUGCGUGCCCGUGAUCCAGCGGACAUUCGCUCACUCCAGCGGGGAGCAGAGCGGCAGCGACACGGACACGGACAGCGGGUACGGGGGAGAGCUGGACAAAAGCGACUCCAAAUCGGAACAGCCCUAUUUCAAAAAGGAUACCGACCUCAAGUACGCUGUCCAGGAGAGAAUAAGCUCUAUUAAGCAAGAGACUGAGGACCCGCCGGCCAAAAGGAGCAGGCUGGAGUCGCCGCAGGACGAGGGCCCUUUUGGCAGUGACAUGAUGGGCUCUGCCAGCAGCUUCCUGGGCCCCCACGCUCACCAGCCUCCCCUGUGCCUGCCUUUCUACCUGAUCCCGCCGUCCGCCACCGCCUACCUGCCCAUGCUGGAGAAGUGCUGGUACCCGGCCUCGGUUCCCGUGCUGUACCCCAGCCUGCCGGCCUCUGCCGCGGCACUGACGGGCUUCAUGAACCCCGACAAAAUCUCCCCCCCUCUGCUGAUGCCCCAGAGACUCCCUUCUCCUGUACCGGCCCAUUCCCCCAUCGACUCCUCGGCUCUGCUUCAAGCUUUGAAGCAGAUUCCUCCUUUGAACUUGGAAACCAAAGACUGA